This is a messenger RNA of Pistacia vera, 892 nucleotides long. RefSeq lists its product as uncharacterized. The transcript is spliced from 2 exons. Bases 18 to 533 code for a protein of 171 amino acids. The record is from RefSeq and is a predicted model, not a curated record. NCBI's taxonomy places the organism in Eukaryota, Viridiplantae, Streptophyta, Magnoliopsida, Sapindales, Anacardiaceae.
UUGACGCGCCAUCUUUCAUGACAUUGGUUGAACCUGGGGGUGGGGUUCACCAUAAAGGUUCUGCUUCUGCUAUCCAGGUAACACAGAAUCCACAGCAGCAAAAAGUUCCAUCGUCAGAAGCUGGUUGGUUUCCAUCUCUUACAAAUGUUGUGAAUGAAUCACAAGGGAGAAAGAAGAAUGAAGAAAUUAUUGCCAAGGUCACAAACUGGAGUGCUGGAAAGCAACACACUCCAUUGAAGAACCUUUUGAGAGAGGCCAAUCUUAAAACCAAACCGAAGUCUCCAAACCUGAGGGAAAAUAAAACUCCUGUUGUUCAAAAAGAUGAAACGACGACAAAAGAUAAUGGUUCUUUAGCCCCAACAGUGAACUCAAUUCUGAGUUCUGGAGUACCCGCUACUGAGCCUGCAAAGAGGGAGAUUGGGAAGGACUAUAAUUCUCCUGCACGGUAUCCUGCAGAUAUUAAGAGAGAGAAGAGGAAAGCGAAGGGGAGGCCAUACUGGGUACAAUUUAUGUGUUGCUCAUCUGUAAAUUAGGAUAUGCUUACUGCCUCCGUCAUGUAAUGUGGGACAACAAAAUAUUCGUGGUGUGACCGUCCAGUGCACUACUUUUUUGUGCUGGUGAUCUCUGGUUACUGUUGCAUUAGCUGUAAUUUUGUACUUAACUAGGUUUCUGGUACAUAUAUUGGUAGUUUCUGUUUCUGGGAUUGGAAUUAUUGUAUGUGUGAGUUCUGUUAAGUACAUUGCUACAAUAUUAUGGUUCAUUGUUGUUCAUGUAAAGUUUAGUUUAGUUUGAUGAUGAACCUAAAUAAUGUAUUUAGGUAAUCCUUUCCCAUUUUAAAGUGCUGGGAAAGGGAAUACUUUGCAUAUUGGUUUUACCUUAUGGAACUGAGUGC